GUGCGUCAUCGGGGAACGUGUCGGACGCGAUAGCUGUCUUCAGUUCCGGCGCGUUCUCGCCACUUGGCAUUGGUUUCCGCGUGAUCGCGGCGCGCCUGUCACUGCCUAAUUGGCAGCGAUUUGCGGCCUCCGAAGAACACCGGCUCUCUGACGCAACUCCAGAAACCCGGCUGUGCAGACGCCGGCGUUACGCAAUUCGCCAGCCGGUCGACACGUCGUCAGAGUUAAGUGCCUGCGCUGGCCGACUCCUGGGACCUUGUGUUCGUCGCGUGCCACUAGGACGUCAGACCUGAGUAAGUGUGGACCCCAAAUCAUGUCUGGCGCACAGAGGAAGCGGAUGCGGACGGAGGGCAACUCUACCUCUAACGACAGUCCCGCUACAAAACGGAUGACGCUGUGCUUCCCGGCGCCGUUCAGCGACGAACCGCAGGCGAUCGCAGAAUGCGAAAGGUGUGACUACUCCACAAAGAUUACCAAAGAAAUGGCCUCGUCUGGACUCGCGCCCCGUCCAGUCAGGGUCUAUGCGGACGGAAUUUACGACCUGUUUCACCAGGGUCAUGCAAGACAACUCAUGCAAGCAAAAUCCGCCUUCCCCAAUGUCUAUCUCAUCGUCGGUGUGAACAGCGACGAACUCACACAUGCCAUGAAGGGGAAGACGGUGAUGACGGAUUCAGAACGCUACGAAGCAGUCCGGCACUGCAGAUACGUCGACGAAGUGGUCCGAGACGCUCCGUGGGUGCUCGACAAUGCCUUCCUCGAAGAGCACAAGAUUGACUUUGUGGCGCACGAUGAGAUCCCAUACACGAUGGGCAACGAGGAGGACGUGUACAAGCUGAUCAAGGAGCGGGGCAUGUUCCUGGCCACUCAGCGGACGGACGGCAUCUCCACCUCGGACCUCGUGGCCCGCAUCGUGAAGGACUACGACGUCUACGUGCGCAGGAACCUGGCCAGGGGGUACUCUGCCCGGGACAUGAACGUCUCCUUCCUCAACGAGAAGAAGUUCCUGCUGCAGAACAAGAUGGAUGAGCUGAAGGACAAGAGCAAGCAGCUGGUGGAGAACUUUGAGGGCAAACGGCACGAGUUCAUCCAGAAGUGGGAGGACAGGUCGAGGGAGUUCAUCUUCAACUUUCUCGAGCUCUUCGGCAGGGAGGGCAGACUCAACCACCUGUGGAAUGAGAGCAAGGACCGGCUGAAGAACGCCCUGUCGCCCACCGGCAGUCCGCCAGGCAGUCCGUCGUCGUCCUUCGAGAGGGAGCGAUCCGGAUCUCCGCCCGCCAAGACUGUCCGCCUGGGCAAGGACGCCACCUGCAACUCCGAGUUCUCGGAGGACGAGGAGGAGGAGGAGGUGGAAGAGGAACGGCGGGAAAGGGGAGGAGGGGAGAGUGGCCCUGGAAGGAAUCUGGGCACUCUCAUCAGGGCUUGAGGCAAACGGGGGGGUUUACUUAGGACAGAAGGAAAGACAUUAAAGAAACCGUCCCCUAAGCUCGUGCGCCGGCGUCUCGACUUCCCUCGACUCAAAGAGCCGGUCUUGGGAACUCUCUUUGGAAGAGAAGUUUAGGGAGUCGGGACCAACGUGUAAGAUAUGUAUAGGUGUGGACACUGCCCACGUUGUAGCUGCGAGAUAAAGUCCUCUCAUCAGCUUGGUGGCAAGCAGCACCACCAGAUGGCUCCUCGAUAUGCAGCUAAUGGUAGCCUGUUGCGGGCUUGGUUUCCUAUGCUUUUCUUCGGAAAACGUGCUUGUUUUUAAACUCGUUUUCGGGUUGCGCCUAAUCACGUAGAUACUGCUUUGUCAUUGACCCUAGUUUCGUGCCUCAACGGCGGCAAUAACAGUUUUAUGAACACAUUGAACCAUAGAGAUCUGUGGCGCGGUGUUCAAGCCAGCGUUCGUCAAGGUCGGAGCAGACGCUCAGGGUCUGGGUGUCAUGGAAACGCUACACUUCUUUAGUUUUGUUUCUUUCUCUUUUCCUCAGUUGCACCGUCUGCACAGCAUUGACGCUGUCGGCUGACGCUACUCAGGCGUGCACCAAUAGGACUUUAUCUGGUCGAUUGCGUCGCAGCAUUUUGCCAUGCUGUGUGUCCACCCUAGGCCCGCACACUUGCAUCUCAACGUAGGGAACCAGUUCUGCGAGUUUAUUUCAAAAUGGAGGCGCCUCCAAACGAGGAACGUAAACAUUUACAUUUGUUGAGUCGGAGCUCACUUUAGCGUUGACAAGCAUGCAAGAGUUGUUCCUAUUUAUGAUUACCACUCAGCUACUGCAGACGGCAAGUUCCUAAAGUAUAUAGUAAAUGUUGCGGGUCGGCUAUCCCUAGGGUCACGCUCAAAAUCGAGCGACCUGUCUCGGUGUUUGCAACCCUGCUGCAUUGUUUUAAAGAAUCGAAGUGGUGUUAGGGAAAACUUUUGAAAACGAGAGAGUGGACCCUUUGGGAAGGGUUGACCAUGCCCUCAGCUUGGGAACUGGUUUUACAGUGUGGUUGAAUUCAUGUUUUUAAUGCACUUUCUUGUGAAAAGGAUGACGUAUCAGUAAUCUCCUGCACCCGUUCCAGGAAAAAUGAGCUUUCGGAUAUACUAGCAUGUUGUCAACGGAAGUUUAAUAGGAUGUAGGUGGUGCUGUCGUGACUGGUGUUGAUUGAAGGACGUUUUUUCCAUGGUUGCGUUGGCCUACUGUUUAACGGAAGUGGGGAUCUUAAUAAACAUUUUCAAAGAUAUCAGGAAAACAUCUCUAUAGUCCGUUGCAACCUAAGAACGAAGGGCGAGGGUAAGACGGGCCGGGGAGGAGGAAGCAGACGGAACGCUGGAGAAGAGAGGGGGAAACCUCCUUCUCUCUUCAGUGUUUCGCCUGCUUCCUCCUCCCCGGCCCGUCUUACCCUCGCCCUUCGUUCUUAGGUUGCAACGGACUAUAGCUGCUUUUUUGGGAAAGACAAAGCUUUGCUUGCUCCCAGUUGCAUGGAGUGCCGAUGAUUUAAGGCAAGGUUUACUGUUUCUUCUAUACAAAGAUACAUCAGAGAUCUUCAAUUACAAAAACAAGCUGCGAGACAGAGCUCUAGCUUUAAGGAUUAAUGGUGCACCCCAUUUUUCUCUUUUGCUUUGUGAGGGGGUAGCUUGCUUUAGAAAAUCUAUUGGUUCCCCUGAAAGUUAAUGCAGGCAGAACAAAUCCACUCCCCUAUUCCCCCCUUUCUGUCCCAGAAAGGAGGAAGCCUCACCCUCCUCUGUGAGGAUCAGCUUCCUUGGGUGAGAAGGAUGCUAGGGGGCGGGGAAACCGAAAUCGCACUCUGGUUUUCCGUUCGGUGGAGAACUAUUUUGUGCAUUGCACUUUCAGCACUCUGCGCAAUUAGUUGACAGCCUUGGAAUUGAAGCUCCAGUUACAGAGGUCUUUCUCUCAAUAGAUUGAUGCUAGAAUUGUAAUGAAUGAGGGAUGUCUAUAACGCUCCUGCCACUCUAUGCAUUCUUGUGGUGAAGCCACUCGGGGAUUAGGCAACUCUUCAGUCGGGCUGUCCAUUAUUAGAAAGGGAAACCUGUUCUUGAUAACCUUUGUUUUACUCAUGCAGGGGGGGAUUGAAAAUGACUGCUACAUAAAUUCUUCACUGCAUAGGGUUCGAUAAUUUUAGAUAUGCAUGCUAUUUUUGACAGCUUUGUUUUACUCUCUUGGGGAAUGUCAUAUAGCUGUGGUUUUCCAUGGGAGUGGCUGCCCACGACUUUUGAGGUUUUGUUUGCAUUUGGGGACUUUUUAUUUCUAGCUUUGCUAGUGCCUAGGUGACUGUUUGAGUGCCUCCAAAUAUGUGGCGUUGCAAGAGAAAGUUGUACAGGUUUUUACAACACAUUGAUUUUUGUACAAAGGUUGCUCUCAUUGGUUCUCUAGGUUAGGCCCAUUUUUGUGGUCUUCUGUGCAUAGAUGAAACAAAUUUGGUUGUCCUGCCUCUUUCUAGAAAAGCAAAGUUUGUGUCUACUAUGUUUCGACAAAGAAAGCCUUCGCUCUAGUGAUAACUCGGUGAUGACACUGGUGCACACAAUACUUGCUUUUGAGAGCUCGCUCACUGCAACAAGCAUUUUUCUCUUUUACAAAAGCCCGGCGUGCUUACGAGCAUUCUACCAACUCGCGUUCUAAUAGGGACAUGUAAGGUUUCAAUGUUAAGUGAGCUAGUGGUCAGACCUCUGCUUGGAGCUCCUGGUUUCUGCAAAACUGUUUUUAGUGAAGAUGUAGGAUGGAUGUUACAAGGACUGCAGUAGGCCAUGUUAAGAAAUGGAGCACAAAACCGAAAAUUGUGUACUGCAUUUGACUGCCUUGCUCAGAUGUGUGCAUUGCUUACAACUUUUUUGUGUGUGUGUAUGUGCGCAUGUACAUGUGUUUCAAGGAGUAAUAUAUGUUCAAUAAUGACAGUGCAUUACUUCAGUUCCGACUGUCUAAGUCUCCCCAUGGGAAGUUUCCUUUUCUAAAGAAUUAUGUAUUUUUGUGCAAUUACAUUUUCUGGUCUGCAUCGCUUAUGGUAGGGUUAUGCAGUAACUUGUGCUGAGGUCCUUUGACAUCUCUAAUGCCCGUGUCCCACUAGAGCGACAGACAGAAACAAAAGACAGCGACAAGCCUCAAACCUGUGCAGCAUGCUCGCGAUGGUACCUUUGGCAGGCGUUCAGUCGUUCGGUGCUCGUGAAGUAAGCACGAGCGAUUGCCUGCCAAAGAUACCAUUGCGUGCAUGAUGCUCGUGUUUGAGCAUAGCCUCUUUUAUUCUACAAACCCUCUCAAAUCGCGAAAGACUCUGGUUUGAGGCUUGUUGCUGUCGUUUGUUUCUGUCUGUCGCUCUAGUGGUACACGGGCAUUAUGACCUAGUUCUAGCAGAUCCAGCGAACACUGCUCAACAAUAUCAAAUGCUCCUUGUUGGUAACCUGCCUUGUGCUUUAACGUUACCAACCGACGACAAAAGAACAGGCACUACUGCUAAAUAUUCCUCAUGCUACUGAAAAGUCGCUUUUGUUACAUCGGCUAGCAGUGCUGGUUGUUUCUACACCUAGUGGGAGAAUCAAGUGUGGCAGCUUAACAAAUGUGAGAGAAGUUUUUUCACAAAGCCUCCUCACCACUUACAGCUGCUCUGUGUGAACUUUGGCACAAAAAGAAUUUACAGUGCAGACAGGAGAGAGCAACCUUUGAGGGUCCCUAGGAGUCCCUUUUGUGCUCAUUGUCAGUUAAUCUUUACAUUGAAGUUUGUGCAAAAAAGCCUUUGUACUGCUGGAAGUUGUGAGGCGGCUCUUUCGGAGGAGUUUCUCCUGUCGUUUGUGCUCUGUGCCAGGUUAUAGACAAUUGCAAGCAAAAACCCGUUGAGAAAAUAUUGGCACGGCAAUAAAUUUCGGUAUGGGUGCACUGACCUAUUAAAAUAAAGGUGACAUUUUUUAUUUUGUUUCUCACUGCUUUUUAUGGCAUGUGGCAGCAUAGAAUCUAUGAAGGGAAUUUUCACGCAUUACUGUGCACCAGGGUAUGGAAGCACAUUGCUUUAUUUUCUGAAGAGCAUUGGGGUUCGGGUAGAGGGUCCACAGAAGUGCAGAACAUCUAGAAAAUUGAAUGCACCUACCAUUGAGUGUUCAACUUUAGUCACAACUUAUUUAUAUGCUUUGUUCUGGAGGAGCAUUGCGCACGUCUUGAUGGAGAUUUUAGUAUGCUGUUCCUACUUGAUGCUUGAAUAAAAGAAAGGACUUGUCCUUGCAGUGUUUUCA
This is a messenger RNA of Ixodes scapularis (black-legged tick), 5698 nucleotides long. RefSeq names its product choline-phosphate cytidylyltransferase B (gene Pcyt2). Gene Ontology annotation, molecular function: phosphatidylcholine binding; choline-phosphate cytidylyltransferase activity. Bases 314 to 1423 code for a protein of 369 amino acids. The transcript is spliced from 8 exons. NCBI's taxonomy places the organism in Eukaryota, Metazoa, Arthropoda, Arachnida, Ixodida, Ixodidae. The record is from RefSeq and is a predicted model, not a curated record. Gene Ontology annotation, biological process: CDP-choline pathway.